This is a messenger RNA of Lactuca virosa, 231 nucleotides long. The record is from the annotation of a GenBank genome assembly. Lineage: Eukaryota; Viridiplantae; Streptophyta; Magnoliopsida; Asterales; Asteraceae.
AUGGAACAAUUCCCAGAAAGACCAUUGUUUGGUGGAGCAUUUUCCACUACUUUCUCACUUAGGUUUGAGGGGAUGUUUGUGGAUCCUGCACGUGAUGAAAGUCUGAUAUUUGAGCUUUUAGAAUUGAAACAUGAUGUUGAAGAUAAUGGAAGUGGUGCUUGGUUUUUGCAAGACCUUGCUAGGGAACAAGGCGCCGAGGGCAAUAUUGUAAUUUCCUUCCCCCAGUAUUGA